UACAAACCAGUACAGGCUUUCAGGAAGCUGUCAGAACAAGACACUUUUGGAAGUGUAGAGGAGAGCAAGCAUCCAUUUUCUCUGGAUUUUGUCUUGUACAGUUCUACAGGUAGUUUCAUAAACCUAUAAAAAGAAAGAAAGUUCUGCUCAUAGACCUAUAGGAAAGACUCUGACCAUGUUGAGUUCACCAUCCCCGAUGAAGACGGCUUUAGCGUCGGAAGUCUUUGUGUGGCAAAAUGAAUCUUCCCUGGCAUUGCCCUCAGACAUGCAUGUGAGAAGUGGGACGAGCAGAGACCAACGGGUCAAAGAACAAGUCUUGAUGACCGUCAAGAGGCAAAAGCCAAGAUCUUCUCAGUCUUCUACAAUGAAUCAUGGGAAUAGAGCUUCCGCAUAUGAAACCCUGGAAGAUUCUUACAAUAUGAAUCGUAACAGUUCAGGUGCAGGCAAUCAGUAUUCUAAGUACCAGAGUGGAAGCAGCUGGGGGUACCAGCCUCCGUCUCAGUAUAAUGGCACUUUAAAGAAGGAAACCAAGCGCUUUAGCUCACAAAGUCAAUUUGACAACUGGGGUCGACAGCAAUUCAUGUCCGUAGGAGCCCCUACCAGUCCAGGAAGUGACUAUGGCUAUAUGCAAACCCUUAAAAGCAGUCGAAGUGAGCCAGACCUCACAGGUCCCAGUAUAAGACCCACCCAGCGCCGCCAGACCAUCUAUAAUGCUCAGUACCAGAAUCCACAGCAACAACAACAACAACAACAACGCCGUUCUGGAAGAGGAGGUACCAAUAACUCAAGUUUCUAUAGUCAGCAAAGCUCACAGUGGAAGACAGCAAACAUGCCAGCACGCACACCAUCUUCCAUCUCGACUGGACAACGUCAGCCACUUUACUCCACUAUGCAGAGAUAUGAAUCCGGGUGUGCUCAGAAGCAGGAAACCUAUGCACCUCCACAAAUGCCAUCCAGGAUGGAUUCCCGUGAUGAAUUUGAUGGAACAUCUAUGACCAUAGAAAAGGCAGUGGAACUUCUAUCCUAUGACAAAUACCAGACUUCUGGAGCAAACUAUAUACAACAUACAUGCUAUCAAGAUGAGAAUGCUAAGAAUGUGGUAUACCAGCACAAUGGAAUCCCGAAGCUAAUCGCUUUGUUAGACAACCCCAAUCAAAAUGUACAGCAAGCAGCAGCUGGUGCACUAAGGAAUCUUGUCUUCAAGAAUAACCCAAAUAAACUUGAAACAAGUCAGAAAGGAGGUGUCCGUGCAGCUGUCAACCUUUUGAGGAAGACUUCCAAUGAAGAAACUCAGAAACAACUAACAGGUCUUUUGUGGAAUUUAUCUUCUACAGACCAACUUAAAGAGGAACUUGUUAGGGAAGCUCUCCCUGUCCUGAAUGAAUGUGUAGUGAUUCCAUUCUCUGGCUGGACAGAGAAUUCAGUGCCUGGUCAGAAAAGUAACAUGCAUCCUGAAAUAUUUUUCAAUGCCACUGGGUGUUUAAGGAAUCUUAGUUCAGCAGAGGUUGGACGUCAAACCAUGCGUAACACCCCAGGGUUGGUGGAGUCUCUGAUGUAUUACAUCCAGAAACAAGUUGCAAAUAACAACCCAGACGAUAAGUCAGUGGAGAACUGUGCCUGUAUUCUGCACAAUCUCUCUUACCAUUUGGAUUCGGAGGUGCCCAAUAAGUAUUCCCAGCUGAAUGAGCAAAUGUUGCGCAACCAACAAACAGACAAAACAUCCACUGGCUGUUUCAGCAAUAAGAGUGAGAAGAUACAGAAUAAUAACUUUGACCUGCCACUUCCAGAAGAGGAUGUUAAUCCUAAAGGAUCUGCUCUGCUGUCUCACUCCAGCGCUAUAAAGACAUACCUGUCUCUUCUGGGGCAGAGUAAGAAGGACUCCAUACUGGAAGCAAGUGCUGGAGCUCUUCAGAACCUCACUGCAAGCAAGGGGCCGAUGUCUAAUGGGAUGAGUCAGAUUAUUGGUGUGAAAGAAAAUGGACUUUCGCAAAUUACACGAUUGCUUCAAUCCGGAAAUUCGGAUGUAGUAAAAACAGGAGCAUCUCUGCUAAGCAAUAUGUCUCGCCAUCCAUCUCUUCACAGAAGCAUGGGUACUCAGGUGCUUCCAGAUGUUUCUCGCCUCCUGUCCCAAACCUCUACAAGUGCAACAAACUCAGAAGAUAUCAUGUCAUCAGCCUGUUAUACCAUGAGAAAUCUUGUUAUGUCACAGCCUCAAUUGGCAAAGCAGAACCUUUCUACCAACCUAGUGGGAAAUUUGGUCAACAUGUGUAAGAGUGGAGCUUCACCCAAAGCUGCGGAAGCCGCUCGUCUUUUCCUGACAGAUAUGUGGUCCCAAAGAGAGCUGCAAGGAAUACUUAAACAGCAAGGACUGGAUAAGAGUUUCAUGGGAUCACUAGCAAGUUCUGCUCUUCGAAACACAGUUUCACGGGUUUUUUAAUUCACAUUUAAAGGACAUCCUAUCUGUGAGCAGAUUGCCAUUCGUUUCAACUGUUGCACAGAACUGAGACUUGUACUGAGUAAUCUGCAGAAGUACUGGGGUGAUGAAAAGACAAGCCUCCUCCUUAAGAAACGUCCAAAAAAUUGCCUUUGGAUAACAUAUAUUUUUUUAAUGCCACACUUUACUUUGGGACGUGAUCUGCAAACUGGGACUUUUUUUUACAGACAUUAAAACAAAUUGAAAAGGUCAAAGAUUGUCAGGGGCUCCCAUAGUAUGUUACAGCCAACGCUUUUUAAAUAUUAUUCAGCAAUAGGCUGCAUUUACAUGGGUUUUAAAAUAUAUGUACAUAUUUUAGCUUUUUUUUUUUUUGUCAUAUUUGUAUAGUUGCAAUAUGGGAUGGGUCUGAUGAAAUCAUGACUUGUGCCACUACCAAAACAAUAUACCAACACAGGGUCUUUUAUGAAUGCUAAUGUCUUCUGACGUAAAAUCUUGUUUUGCUCUGUAAUCAAGCAAACUCCCAAGUAGCAGUGUGGUCCUUGGCUUUUAAAAGAGAGCCACACCUGCAUUUACUUCUCUUCAAACUCCAAUCUUACCUUUUACCUUCAACGUCACAUUAUCUUUUAGUUAAUGAGGUGGAGGGACAUUGUAACUGUCAGAUGAACUGUACAGAAUUGCUUAUUGGUGAACUACAUGUAGGCACAUUGUUCAGGCUAAACAGGAUUCAUCAAGGGAUGCACUUAGUCCAAACUCCAUUGGAAA
This is a messenger RNA of Rana temporaria (common frog), 3196 nucleotides long. RefSeq names its product plakophilin 1 (gene PKP1). Lineage: Eukaryota; Metazoa; Chordata; Amphibia; Anura; Ranidae. Gene Ontology annotation, cellular component: nucleus; plasma membrane; adherens junction. The record is from RefSeq and is a predicted model, not a curated record. Gene Ontology annotation, molecular function: cadherin binding. Gene Ontology annotation, biological process: cell-cell adhesion; cell-cell junction assembly; intermediate filament bundle assembly. The transcript has 14 exons. The coding region runs from base 176 to 2437 and encodes 753 amino acids.